This is a messenger RNA of Archocentrus centrarchus (flier cichlid), 4098 nucleotides long. RefSeq names its product unc-45 myosin chaperone B (gene unc45b). The record is from RefSeq and is a predicted model, not a curated record. NCBI's taxonomy places the organism in Eukaryota, Metazoa, Chordata, Actinopteri, Cichliformes, Cichlidae. The transcript has 21 exons. Gene Ontology annotation, molecular function: Hsp90 protein binding. Gene Ontology annotation, cellular component: cytoplasm. Bases 1073 to 3865 code for a protein of 930 amino acids.
GUCCCGUAUGGAGGUUCUUUGAGUACAAACACCUGCACACGACCACAAGGUGGGAUAGGCUACAUCACCCCUUGAACUGGAUAAGUGGAAGAGGAUGGCUCAAUGAAAAAGAAGGAACAGUUAAACAAAGAUAAGUAAACUUCAGUCCAAGAGCAAUAUGUUUCCGAUCAAUGUAAAACAGUCAACACACAUGUGGCAAUAAAAAAAGCAAUCAUCCCUGGGUUGUACUGUAAUAUAUUCUAAUAUGUUAGAUGUAUGUAUUUAAUAAUGUUUCUGAAGCUUAACAUUGAAGGUUUGUAGCCUGUUCUUGCACGCACUGAAAAAAAAACAACCUCAGCAGUUCACAGCUUUUAACAGUAUUGCAUCGUUCACCUAUAUCACAUUUUACUUCAUGCACACAAAAAAACCAAUAAACAUAUACACACAUUGAGGGCCCUUCCACCUCAAACUCUGACCUUUUCCCCUAAACAUCAUAACUAACUGCUUAACUUCAUGUCAAAGGCUUAAGCUCAUACUCUUUCCAGAAGCUACCAGUUUCCACCAGGAUCCUAUGUGUCAACUCCCCCCCCACACACACACUUUAACUCCCCCUCCCACCCCUCUCCCCUCAUCAGGCAGUUGCUGGUGAGUUCUCAGCUGUCUAUGCCCUAAAUAGACCUCAUCAGGGGCAGACCACCUUUGAGGGGGUCACUUUUAACAAAAUUACUGAAUCAGAAGUGUUUUAUUCCUGAAGCUUUGGAUUAUUCAACAGCAUUUAAAUGACAUGUUUUUCAGUACAAAUAGUCAUGACAUACACUGGCCUUUAGCACAAAGCUGUUUUCAGGAAAGUUUGUGUACUUUGGAAGGAACCUCUUCUGUCACUGAUGGUCCACCUUAGUUCUGUCCCACCUCCUUGAGAUCUCUAUAAAUAUAAAUUGCAGUGCUGGUAGGGGAGGUAACAUAAGGCAGAUAAGGUUGGUAAGAAACGCUUGGGACUGCAGGUCCAGAUCAUCUACGCAGGAGGAAAAACACAGGAGCAGGGAACAAAGAAGAGGACUGAACAAUAUACACUCAACAGAGAUACAACCUAAAGAUGGGAGACCCAAUCCAGUUAAAAGAUGAGGGAAACAAACACUUUCAGGCAGGCGAUAUCGACAAGGCCAUUGAGUGCUACACUAAAGCCAUCAAAGUGUGUCAGGACAAAAAAGUGCUGGCUGUGAUUCAUAGGAACAGAUCUGCAUGCUACCUAAAAAAGGAAAACUAUGCCAAUGCAGCAUCUGAUGCAACUAAAGCAAUUGAUGUUGACGCAAAAGACAUUAAGGCUUUGUACCGGCGCUGCCAGGCUCUGGAGAAGCUGGGAAAACUGGACAUGGCUUUCAAAGAUGUGCAGAGGUGCGCCACCCUUGAGCCAAAGAACAAGAGCUUCCUGGAGACACUUCGCAGACUGGGAGCAGAAAUCCAGUCCAAGUUGAAAACAUCAUUUUCCACAGAUUCAAGGGUACAAACUAUGUUUGACAUUCUCUUCGAUGAAGAGAGCGAAAAAGACAAGAAGGAGAAAGCUGCCAACAACUUGAUUGUCCUGUCGAGGGAAGAUGCCGGAGCCGAGAGAAUCUUCCAGAAUAAUGGAGUGCCUCUGCUACUCAACAUGAUAGAAACGGGAAAACCAGAAAUGAUCCUGGCAGCUGUUCGUACGCUGUCAGGAAUGUGCACGGGACACAAGGCUCGGGCCAUGGCCAUUAUUCACAUGGUGGGUGUUGAUAAGAUGUGCAGCAUCAUGGCACUUGACAAUGAGGAGAUUGCACCGGCAACCUGCAACCUCUUCCAGUGCAUCAAUGAUUCCCUCACUGGUGGAGAUACGCGAGAAUAUGGGAAAGAAGCAGACCUGGUUUUGGAUCCAUCUAAAGAUCUAAAAACUAUUCUCCUCUCUCUGCUGGAGAUGGUUGCUAAUAAGAAGGUGUCUGGCCAUGGCAGAGACCAGGCACUGAACCUCCUGAGCAAGAAUGUACCUCGAAAAGAGAAGAAGGUGAUGGACCACUCCAAGACCCUCUUCACUAUUGACCACGGUUUGAAAAAGAUCCUCAAAGUUUGUGGUCAGGUUCCUGAACUGCCAGACCAGCUGCCCCUGACAGAGAACACACAACUGAUUGCUAGCGUGCUGCUCAGCAAGCUCUAUGAUGACCUUAAAUGUGACCCAGAGAGAACCAACUUCAGGGACAUUUGUGACGAAUAUAUCAAAUCCAAAAUUGACCCCAACAACAUGGACAACACCAUUCAUGCCAUCAACUGCAUCUCAGGGCUGAUGCAGGGUCCCGCUGAUGUUGGUAAUGCUUUAAUUGGACGGCAAGGCAUCAUGGAGAUGAUGGUGGCACUGUGUGGCUCUGAACGCGAGGUGGAUCAGAUGGUUGCAGUGGAGGCCCUGAUCCACGCCUCGUCAAAGAUGAGUCGUGCCUCCUUCAUCAUUACGAAUGGUAUCUCACUGCUCAAGGAUAUCUACAAGAAGACCAAGAAUGAGAAGAUUAAAAUCCGUGCGCUGGUGGGUCUCUGUAAACUGGGUUCAGCUGGAGGUGACGAUUACAGUUUGAGGCAGUUUGCUGAGGGCUCCACAGAGAAGCUGGCUAAACAGUGCAGAAAGUGGCUUUGUAAUCCCCAGAUUGAUACCAAAACCAGGAAAUGGGCUAUUGAGGGUCUUGCAUAUCUCACCAAUGAUGCUGAUGUAAAAGAUGACUUUGUGGAGGAUGAGCCUGCCAUGCAAGCCAUGUUUGAACUGGCUAAGUCUAAGGAUAAGACAAUCCUAUAUGCAGUUGCUUGCAUCCUGGUUAACUGCACCAACUCCUAUGAUAAGAAAGAAAUCAUCCCUGAGCUGGUUCAGCUGGCCAAGUUCUCAAAACAGCACGUGCCUGAGCAACACCCCAAGGACAAGAAGGACUUCAUUGAGAAGAGAGUGAAACGGCUGCUGAAGGCCGGAGUCACAUCAGCACUUGCUGUCAUGGUAAAAGCAGACAACACCAUCUUGACGGAUCAGACAAAGGAGAUGUUGGCAAGGGUUUUCUUGGCAUUGUCAGAUGAUCCCAGAGACCGUGGUACUAUUGUUGCACAUGGCGGAGGAAAGGCUCUGAUACCACUCGCUCUGGAAGGAACAGAAGCAGGAAAGGUGAAAGCCAGCUAUGCCAUUGCCAAAAUAGCUGCCAUUUCCAACCCAGAAAUCGCCUUUCCUGGUGAGAGGGUGUAUGAGGUGGUCCGGCCUUUGGUGAACCUCCUUCACACAGACAGAGAAGGCAUGCAGAACUAUGAAGCUCUGAGGAGUCUCACCAACUUGGCUGGUUUCAGUGAAAAACUGAGAGCGAAGAUAGUGAAAGAAAAGGCUUUGCCUGAGAUUGAGAACUACAUGUUUGAAGAGAACGACCAGAUCAGAUUGGCUGCCACUGAAUGCAUGUGCAACUUGGUGACAUGUAAAGAGGUCCAGGAUCGUUACCUGGAGGAUGGCAAUGAUAAGCUGAAGCUGCUGGUGUUGCUCUGUGGUGAAGAGGAUGACAAACUUCAGAUAGCUGCAGCAGGAGCUCUGGCUAUGAUCACUGCUGCGCAGAAGAAGCUGUGCACCAAAAUGACUCUGGUGACAUCCCAAUGGCUUGAGAUCCUGCAGAGGUUGUGCCUUCAUAGCAAUCCUCAUAUUCAGCACCGUGGUCUUGUCAUUGUUUACAACAUGCUCAACUCAGACAACAGCGACCUGGCCAAGAAACUGAUAGAGAGUGAGUUACUGGAAAUCCUUUCAGUGAUUGGCAAGGCGGAGGACAAUCCGAAGAGGCAGGAAGUCAUUGAUGCAGCACGCACAUGUCUGGUCAAAGCAAUGGAUCUUGGUCUCAUCAAACCCUUCACCAGCCCUUCCUAAAGGACAAGCCAAAGAUCAACGGACAUUCUUCUGUUUUCCUCUGUUAAACAGAGAUUUUUUUUCCCCCAAAGAACUCUUUUUUUUUGUUUGUUUGUUUUAUAUAGUGAUUUUAGGAGUCAUCAACUUGACUCCACAUCUCUAAAUAUAACUCCUCACACUGUGAAACAAGGAUUCUUUUUAUAUUUAUAUACAGAAAUAAUUAAGGGUUUGAGCAGUAUAGGACGUAUAUCGGG